Molecule: messenger RNA, 1915 nt
Organism: Carassius gibelio (silver crucian carp)
Lineage: Eukaryota; Metazoa; Chordata; Actinopteri; Cypriniformes; Cyprinidae
Product: probable dolichyl pyrophosphate Glc1Man9GlcNAc2 alpha-1,3-glucosyltransferase
Exons: 13
Coding region: 64-1638 (524 amino acids)
Biological process (GO): protein N-linked glycosylation
Cellular component (GO): endoplasmic reticulum membrane
Molecular function (GO): dolichyl pyrophosphate Glc1Man9GlcNAc2 alpha-1,3-glucosyltransferase activity
Source: RefSeq, a predicted model, not a curated record
CACCUCCCAAAGGUUGUAAUUCGGCAUUUAGAAAUAAAGUUUACCUUUCUCUAAGAAUCUGUCAUGGCUGCGCCCAUGACUAUGGAUCAGAGCUGGUUUUAUGCUCUGGCUCUCGGAGUUUCAUUUCUCAAAUGUCUUUUGAUAAAUGCGUACCACUCUACGGACUUUGAAGUACAUAGGAACUGGCUUGCCCUGACUCACAGUCUGCCAGUAUCACAGUGGUAUUAUGAGGAUACAUCUGAGUGGACAUUGGAUUAUCCUCCCCUGUUUGCUUGGUUUGAAUAUGGACUCUCUCAUAUAGGCCGUUUUUUUGAUAAGGAGAUGCUGGUUGUUCAGAAUCUGAAUUAUGCAAGUCCAGCCACUGUCCUGUUCCAAAGACUGUCAGUCAUUGUGGCUGAUGUGGUCUUCUUUUAUGCUGUUAAAGAAUGCUGCAAGUGUUUGCGAGAAGACAAAGGAAAGGACCUUCUGGGAAAGCCAUCGUUCAUCCUGGCAGUGUUGUUGUUGUGGAACUUUGGCCUUCUAAUUGUUGAUCAUAUUCAUUUCCAGUAUAAUGGCUUCCUGUUUGGAGUUCUUCUUUUAUCAGUAGCAAGACAUAUCCAGAAUAGACACUUCGAGGGGGCCUUCCUGUUUUCAGUACUUUUAAACCUGAAGCACAUAUAUCUAUACAUCGCACCUGCAUAUGGUAUCUACCUGCUGAGAUGUUUUUGUUUCACGCAGAGCAAUGCAGAUGGUUCUUUGCAGUGGAGAAGUUUCAGUGUUGUGCGACUUGUAACACUAGGAACUAUAGUAUUGUCUACUUUUGCUGUGUCAUUUGGACCCUUUAUAGCACUGGGUCAGCUUCCACAAGUCCUGUCACGACUCUUCCCUUUCAAGCGUGGUCUGUGUCAUGCGUACUGGGCACCAAACAUCUGGGCACUUUACAAUAUAGCAGAUAAAGCUUUUUCCAUCCUGGGUGUGAAAUUCAAACUGCUUGAUGUAAACAAACUUCCUAAGGCCUCGAUGACUGGUGGUCUGGUUCAGGAGUUUCAGCACUCUGUGCUUCCUUCAGUCUCUCCUUUAGCAACCCUAGUUUGCACGUUACUGUCAAUAUUGCCUGCUCUUUUCAAGAUAUGGCAUAGACCUAAUGGAGCGAGAGGAUUCUUGCGCUGCCUUGUCAUUUGUGCCCUUGGAUCCUUUAUGUUUGGUUGGCAUGUGCAUGAGAAAGCCAUUCUGAUGGCCAUACUUCCUUUAAGUUUGCUCGCUGUUGAGAGUCGAAAGGAUGCUGGGAUUUUUCUUAUGCUCAGUGUAACCGGUCAUUAUUCCCUAUUUCCACUCCUCUUCACAACCCAAGAGCUGCCCAUCAAAAUAUUUCUCAUGUUGCUAUUUACGAUCUUCAGUCUCACGUCCCUAAAAACACUGUUCAGGAAGGGCGGGGCUUUGUUGAACCAAUUGGAAGCUACGUAUCUCUUGGGCCUGAUUCCUCUUGAGCUGAUCUGUGAGGUGGUUUACCCGCUGACAGUCUGGCAGAAGACAUUUCCCUUCCUCCCUCUCAUGUUUACAUCAGUUUACUGUGCACUUGGAGUGACAUAUGCCUUCAUCAGACUAUAUGUUUCAUUGUUGACAUGUUCAGACACCACUAAAAAGACUAAAAUGCAGUGAAUUGUGUGAUGCAGAUGCUGGAGGUUGGGCAAAAUAUCUAGGAGCUGUUUAUUUCUGUUGAAUUGGACAAAAAUGUUUCAUUGGACCAAAAUGAAUGAUUUGUAGCUGAUUAUCUUGGGAUUUGUUUGGGGAUGGUUUGUGGGAUAUAUGAAUAUCUUGGUACUCAGCUGUUUAUCACUUAAAUAAUGAUGUAAUGUAGAUUAUGUAUACAAAUGUUUAUUUUUUUAAAGGUGUUUCUGUUAUUGUAUUUGCUAAGUAAAUCUGCCUCUGAGCUGCA